Hippopotamus amphibius kiboko is the source of this 6030-nucleotide messenger RNA. It is a transcript of the gene PPFIA4, whose product is annotated as PTPRF interacting protein alpha 4. Gene Ontology annotation, biological process: synapse organization. Gene Ontology annotation, molecular function: protein binding. Gene Ontology annotation, cellular component: presynaptic active zone. The coding region runs from base 582 to 4439 and encodes 1285 amino acids. The record is from RefSeq and is a predicted model, not a curated record. The transcript is spliced from 30 exons. NCBI's taxonomy places the organism in Eukaryota, Metazoa, Chordata, Mammalia, Artiodactyla, Hippopotamidae.
CUUUAAGCGCUGGCGGAGGCUGCGGCUACCUCCCCGCCUGCUCGGCUCCCCAGGGCACGUCGGGCUCCCGUGCUCGGGGGUGGCUCCCUGUUCCGAGCCGUGCCGCCCGGCCUUCAGAGGUUACAGGCAGGUUCCUGCCUCCUCUACCCUCACCCACCUCCUGGAUGCCCUUCUCUGCUCAGCUGCUUCUCCAACAGAAAUGAUGGUUGUCACUGGACCCAGCUGGGACUCUGCCAGGCUCCAGUGCUCAGUCUAAGGAAAGGGCCCUCUUCCAGGCCUGCUCUCCCUGCCUGUCAUGGCCACUCUCAGCUGCUGCCUGCUUGUCUGGGGACGUAGGGCACCCAGCCCCAGCCCUGAGAGGUUAAACCAGGCCCUCUCACUCCAUUUCACAGGGGCACUCUGGGCACCAGGCCCCUUUCAGACCAAGAGCAACUGAUGCCAUGGGAGAAGCCCCUGCCCAUCUGUUCACUCACCUGGCACUGCCCACUCUGAGACCCCUACACCGGGUCCCCCUGGAGGUGCCAACCCUGUGAACCCCUCCCCUGUCCCCUGACACUGAGAAGGCCCCGCCUACCCCCACCAUGUGUGAAGUGAUGCCCACAAUCAACGAGGGGGACCCCCUGGGGCCUCCCCACGGAACAGACGCUGACGCCAACUUUGAGCAGCUGAUGGUGAACAUGCUGGAUGAGCGGGAGAAGUUGCUAGAGUCCCUUCGGGAGAGUCAGGAGACUUUGGCAGCAACACAGAGCCGGCUCCAGGAUGCCCUGCAUGAGCGAGACCAGCUCCAGCGCCACCUUAACUCUGCCCUCCCCCAGGAAUUUGCCACCUUAACCCGGGAGCUGAGUAUGUGUCGGGAGCAGCUUCUAGAGAGGGAGGAAGAAAUAUCAGAGCUGAAGGCAGAGCGCAAUAACACAAGGUUGCUCCUGGAGCAUCUGGAGUGCCUGGUGUCCCGCCAUGAGAGGUCACUGAGGAUGACUGUGGUGAAGCGUCAGGCUCAGUCACCUUCAGGGGUUUCCAGUGAGGUGGAGGUGCUGAAGGCUCUCAAGUCACUGUUUGAGCACCACAAGGCCCUGGAUGAGAAGGUGCGAGAGCGGCUCCGGGCAGCCCUGGAGAGAGUGACCACCUUGGAAGAGCAGUUGGCAGGUGCCCACCAGCAGGUAUCUGCCCUACAGCAGGGGGCAGGGGUUCGGGAUGGAGUGGCAGAAGAGGAGGGGACUGUGGAGCUGGGACCAAAAUGCCUGUGGAAGGAUGUCGCGGGCCAGGUAGAGGAGCUGCAGGAGCUCUUGGAGAAGCAGAACUUUGAGUUGAGCCAGGCUCGGGAGCGACUGGUCACCUUGACGGCAACUGUGGCCGAACUUGAGGAGGACCUGGGCACAGCCCGCCGGGACCUUAUCAAGUCGGAGGAGCUGAGCAGCAAACAUCAGCGGGACCUCCGGGAAGCUCUAGCCCAGAAGGAGGACAUGGAGGAGCGAAUCACCACGCUGGAGAAGCGCUACCUGGCUGCUCAGCGUGAGGCUACAUCGAUCCAUGACCUCAAUGACAAACUGGAGAAUGAGCUGGCCAAUAAGGAGUCCUUGCACCGCCAGUGUGAGGAGAAAGCCCGACAUCUGCAGGAGCUGCUGGAGGUAGCAGAGCAGAAACUGCAGCAGACAAUGCGUAAGGCUGAGACGCUGCCAGAGGUGGAGGCUGAGCUGGCCCAGAGAAUUGCAGCCCUCACCAAGGCUGAAGAGCGGCAUGGCAACAUUGAGGAGCACUUGCGGCAGCUGGAGGGACAGCUGGAGGAAAAGAACCAAGAGCUGACAAGGGUGCGCCAGCGGGAGAAGAUGAACGAGGACCACAACAAGCGGCUGUCAGACACCGUGGACCGACUGCUUAGCGAGUCGAAUGAGCGCCUGCAGCUCCACCUCAAGGAGCGCAUGGCGGCCCUGGAGGAGAAGAACACGCUGAUCCAGGAGCUGGAGAGCUCCCAGCGGCAGAUUGAAGAGCAGCGCCAUCACAAGGGCCGCCUGUCCGAAGAGAUUGAGAAGCUGCGCCAGGAGGUGGACCAGCUGAAGGGUCGAGGAGGGCCGUUUGUGGAUGGCAUCCACUCCAGGGCGCACAUGGGCAGUGCAGCAGAUGUGCGGUUCUCCCUGAGCACAACCGCCCACACACCUCAAGGUCUGCAUCGUUGCUACUCAGCACUGCGGGAAGAGUCUGCCAAGUUUCACAGACGGCUGGUGUGUGAUGCAAAUCCUCUCCCUCCCCUCCCCCGUGUCAACGACAGCUGCAGCCUUGGGGUUGGGCCAUCAUUAGCUGCAACAGCUGUGUCUCGGCUCGACCUCCUGGUGGGCAAGAGGUUGGUGCACCUCUUGGUGGCCAGUGGGUGGCCAGCCAAUCCCUGCUGCCAAUCCCUGCGGCCCCAGUGGAGAGCGUGCACGUGUGUGCCCGGCUUGCAGGACUGGGAGCCAUCUCCACUGCCUGGGGUGCUGGUCCCGACAGCCACCCCUGCCUUUGACAGUGACCCUGACAUCUCUGAUGUGGAUGAGGAUAAGCCAGGGGGUCUGGUGGGCUCCGUGGACGUUGUCUCCCCCAGCAGCCACUCGGAUGCCCAGACCCUGGCCAUGAUGCUGCAGGAGCAGCUGGAUGCUAUCAACAAGGAGAUCAGGAUGAUCCAGGAAGAGAAGGAGUCCACAGAGCUCCGUGCUGAGGAGAUUGAGACGCGAGUGACUAGCGGCAGCAUGGAGGCCCUAAACCUGACCCAGCUGCGCAAACGUGGUUCCAUCCCCACCUCUCUGACUGCCCUGUCCCUGGCCAGCGCAUCCCCUCCACUCAGCGGCCUCUCUACACUUAAGCUUACCUCCCGCAGUGCUGCCCAGGACCUGGACCGAAUGGGGGUCAUGACCUUGCCCAGUGACUUAAGAAAGCAUAGGAGGAAGCUGCUGUCACCAGUGUCUCGGGAAGAGAACCGAGAGGAUAAAGCCACCAUAAAAUGUGAGACUUCUCCUCCUUCCUCACCCAGGACGCUGCAGCUAGAGAAGCUUGGCCACCCAGCCCUGAGCCAGGACGAAGGCAAGAGUGCUUUGGAGGAUCCAGGCAGCAAUCCCAGCAGCAGCAACAGCAGCCAGGACUCCUUGCACAAGGGCACCAAGCGCAAGGGCAUCAAAUCAUCCAUCGGCCGCCUGUUUGGGAAGAAGGAGAAAGGCAGGCUGAUCCAGCCGAGCCGGGAUGGAGCCACAGGCCAUGUUAUGCUAAUAGACUCUGAGCUCGGUCUGCAGGAGCCCAUGGUGCCUGCCAAGCUGGGGACCCAGGCAGAAAAGGACCGGCGGCUGAAGAAGAAACACCAACUGCUUGAAGAUGCCCGCAGAAAAGGAAUGCCCUUUGCCCAGUGGGACGGCCCUACUGUGGUCUCCUGGCUAGAGCUCUGGGUGGGGAUGCCUGCUUGGUAUGUGGCAGCCUGCCGGGCCAACGUCAAGAGUGGUGCCAUCAUGUCGGCCCUGUCAGACACAGAAAUCCAGCGGGAAAUUGGCAUCAGCAAUGCCCUGCACAGGCUCAAGCUCCGGCUGGCCAUCCAGGAGAUGGUGUCGCUGACCAGCCCCUCUGCCCCGCCCACCUCCAGGACUUCUUCUGGGAAUGUCUGGGUCACCCAUGAAGAGAUGGAAACUCUGGCAACGUCCACAAAAACAACCCUGGCCUAUGGGGACAUGAACCACGAGUGGAUUGGGAACCAGUGGCUGCCCAGCCUGGGACUCCCCCAGUACCGCAGCUACUUCAUGGAAUGCCUUGUAGACGCUCGCAUGCUGGAUCACCUCACCAAGAAGGACCUGCGGGUCCACCUGAAGAUGGUGGACAGCUUCCACCGAACCAGUCUUCAGUAUGGCAUCAUGUGUCUGAAGAGGCUGAAUUAUGACCGGAAGGAGCUGGAGAAGAGGCGGGAGGAAAGCCAGCAUGAGAUCAAGGAUGUGCUGGUCUGGACCAACGACCAGGUGGUUCAUUGGGUCCAGUCUAUUGGGCUCCGGGACUAUGCAGGAAACCUGCAUGAGAGUGGUGUGCACGGUGCUCUACUGGCCCUGGACGAGAACUUCGACCACAACACAUUGGCCCUGGUCCUCCAAAUUCCCACGCAGAAUACCCAGGCACGCCAGGUAAUGGAAAGAGAGUUCAACAACCUGUUGGCCUUGGGCACAGACCGGAAGCUGGAUGAUGGGGAGGACAAGGUGUUCCGCCGCGCGCCCUCCUGGAGGAAACGCUUCCGGCCGCGGGACCACCACGGCGGCGGCGCGGUGCUCGGCGCCUCGGCCGAAACGCUGCCGGCGGGCUUCCGCGUGUCCACGCUGGGGCCCUUGCAGCCCCCACCGGCCCCGCCAAAGAAGAUCAUGCCCGAAGGGCACUCUGGACUAAGUCUGAUCCCUCCUGUGAGAGAUGAGGCUGAUGUUAUAAGUUACAACCAGUGGCAAGGAUAAUAAGAGGAGGAGGAAGUGUGGUGAGGACUCAGGGAAGAUUUCACAGGGGAGGUGAGAUCUGAAUAGAGCUUGAAAAACCUAGCUUUCCUUCCUCUCAUCGUUUGUGGUGAGGAGCCUGGAAAAUACUCUUGUCCUUUUGGGGUAAGGAGCAGAGAUGAGGAGGGGACAAAACUAGACAAUUAAAAAAAAAAAAACAAAACCCAAGCAUGUUUAGGGGGAGCAGCAAGGUCUUAAUUUUGUGUUUGGCCUUACCAGUGUGGUAAAAAGUGGCAGCAUGGGGGCUGUGGGUUGUAAACCUUGCUUUGACCCUGACCGGAUAGGCUGAAGAAGCAGCUCUAUUUCUAACACACAUUCCACCAAGAAAAGAAAAAAUAAAAGAAAACCCUUGCCUCAGUUUACAUUCUAAUCCUCUGAGCACUGAGAAAAAGAGUGAUGUCAAAGUUAUUAUAGAAACCUAGAAAUUGCACUAUUUUGUCCUUUGGGGGUCCAGUCUGCCUCACCCCUAAACAAUGCCCACAUCCUCUAAAAAUGGAAGCAGGAGAACUAGGCUUGUUCUGUGAUUAUUUCUAGGAUCUUACUAUCUAGUUGGUGAGUGUGGACACUGUGUGAAUGUUAAAUUACAAUGCAAGAGAGAGCUAUUUUAAUUCAGCAGUAGACAUGGGGGCCAUGACCAUUGCAAAUGAGUGAGUUCAUCAACUGAGUGUUUAAGUGUAUAGAAAAGCAAAACCACCGAAGGCUGGAGUUUCUGUGGAAGGGGAGGAGGAGAGCCCUGGGCUGGGUCUUGGAGAAAAGGUAAGAUCUGGAUUAGAAGAGGAGAGAAGGGCGAGGGGAGCACUGGGCAGAUGGGUUUGUAUAGAGCUCAGGGUUCAGGUAGGUGGGUGAUUAGACAAGCCUGCAAAGAUGAGAGGAGGCCCACCUGGGCAGCAUGGAGGGACUUGAAAGCUGAGGCAAGGAGACUGCAGAGAAGACCAUGACAGUGACCCAGGAGUGAAGUGAAGAGCUGAACAAGCCACUCAGAGGUAAGAGGAUGGAUUCAACUGGGAGAUGUAUAGCUGGUAAAGGGAUGAUAUAUGUGUAUGAUAGGAGAAUGGUUUUUGUAUUGAUGAAAGGGCACCUGGCACAUGGGAACACCCCCAAAAUAUGAGUCCCCUUCCUUGCUUUGUCCCUUCCUCCACUCCUGGCCUCUCCCUCAGGCUAUUUCCCUGAUUGUCUUCAUUGCCUCCAGGGGACCAGAAUGGCAGGAAUAGGGGAGGGAAAACCUGCCCCCACUCCACGUGUGUAUAUAUUUAUUCAUUCGCUUUUUCAUUCAAGGAACAGGUAUUGUACACCUUGUGCUGGAUGUGAGGGUCAUUGAUGUGAAUAAGAUAUGGUUUUUCUGCCAGCUAGGUACUCACAGUUGAAUAAAGACGUUGAUUAUACAAAGUAGGUGAUAACGAGAGUAGGCUAGAAAAAGUGUUAAUAUAGUCCAGAGAAGGAAUGUAUUCAUUUACUCCUUUCUCUGAUCAACUCAAUUUCCUGAGAUCCCACUCUCUAUCAUUCCCCGGGCAUGCCUAAACAUAGGCAAGAGCAGUAAUAAGAUCAGUCCCUGCCC